UAUGCAAUCUCGUGGGAGUUUUUCUGUACUCCCACAGCACCUUUGUUUGUGUUGUUGUUGGCAGGGUCACUGUCUCUGCCUUCUUCCACCGCAUCAGUACUCUUCGUCCCAUCAUUCACACCCUUUCUCUCUCCAUUCACAGUAAAAAAAAUGCAAAUUUCCUCACCCCCUUCCAAAACUUGAAACUUUUGUUGGAACUUUGCAUUGAUGGGGUUAAAGAAAAUGCUCACCUAAUCCUGUUUCACAAUUCUUUAACCCCAAGUUCCAUUUUUUUUUUUUUUAUCUUAUAUCCUUCUUUUAUAUGUGUACUCCCAACUUUCCAAAAUUUGAGGCAUUUCAUGUUUUCUGUCUCAAGCUCUGAGAAAACAUUAUUGUUGUUGUUGUGCUGUUUCUUUGUUUUGGUCUCUUGUCGGUCAAAAAAUGGCCACCUUGCAGAUGUCCAAUGUUGAUUUGGAGCAAGGAAACCAUUGCCGUUCGCUUGUCGGAAGUGAUGUGAGCGUUGAAGGGAGCUUGUGCUUCUCUGAUGCUGAUGAUGGUUCUUGCUACUCUCGUUUCUACUCAACAAAUGGUGGUUCAUAUGAUGAUUACAGCUUUGCUUGCGUUUCUGACCCUGAGGCUGGGGGUGUUACUCAUUCUGGGAGAGCUUCUUCUGUUUCUGAGUGCUCUGUGGAGUUGGAAACUAGAAAUGGAGUUCCUGAGAUCAAGGUGCAUUUGGCUAAAGUGGAGAAGGAUUGUAGGAUUUGUCACAUGGGUUUGGUGAGUGAUAGCCAUGAGUCUGGUGCCCCCAUAGAAUUGGGUUGUUCCUGUAAGGAUGAUUUGGCUGCUGCUCACAAGCACUGUGCUGAGGCCUGGUUCAAGAUUAAGGGUAAUAGGACCUGUGAAAUUUGUCACUCUAUUGCUCGGAAUGUUUAUGGAGCAAACGAGGAUUCGACAGAGCAUGUUAUCGAUGGUAACAAUGGUACUACAGCAACAGCCACAUCGUCCACACCUGCUCCUUCUACAGAACCUCGAAGAUUUUGGCAUGGCCAUCGCUUCCUCAAUUUCUUGCUUGCUUGUAUGGUUUUUGCGUUUGUCAUAUCAUGGCUUUUCCACUUCAACGUGCCAUCAUCGUAGGGUUUCUUCAGGCAGUUUCAUUUACAAUUGGAAGCUGAGUAGGGGGAGCAAACAAGAGAGAUUAAGAGAAAAAAGAGAACAAAAACACGAAACCCUUCUCUAAAAUCAUGGAAAACACUUGCUUAGAGAAACAACACUUUCUACAAUUUGAGGCCUUGUUGGGUUUAUAAAGGUAGCUGCAGAACUUCCUUUCCAUGCAAAUAGACAUUUUCUGUUGUGCAUUCGUCAUAGGCUCUCUUGUUCUAUCUUCCAGAUUCAAUGUAAUUUCUGAACAAAUACUACAAUGUUUAUUCAAAUGUAUAUUACAUAUUUAUAUUGUAUUGUUACUUCAUUGUCAUUUUGUACGGGGUGAUUUCUCAGUUCACUUGUAACAUUCGGUGACAUUGCUUCUAUAGUAUAUCAUGCUAAAUUUAUACUCGUUUUCUAUUAAA
Messenger RNA from Vigna unguiculata (cowpea), 1544 nucleotides. RefSeq lists its product as uncharacterized. The record is from RefSeq and is a predicted model, not a curated record. Lineage: Eukaryota; Viridiplantae; Streptophyta; Magnoliopsida; Fabales; Fabaceae. Gene Ontology annotation, molecular function: zinc ion binding.